CUUCAGUUUGUUGGUUUGUGUUUGAAUUGUUUUGAGAUUUUAGCUGCAGCACGUCCGUUUUUCGCUUCUUCUGAGUUGUAUGAGCUUGGAGGAGUGAUUUGAGUUGGCAACAUAACUCCUCAAAUCAGUUUUUGCCUCCUUUCCCGUUCGGUCUUGAGCUUGCAUCGUUUUGCUAAUCCUUGCGUCAUCUGAUCUGAGGUUGUUGUGCUGGAGGAAUACGCUCCUCUUUGCGUGAGUGCCGUGCUGCUCUGAUGCUGAAAAACUCUUUUGACACCUGUGAUUGGCUGUCUCUCUCGAGCAGCAGCGACAUCAACAGCGGGGCGACGCCGCCCCCCACGCACAGCUCCGUUAGGGUGGACCACCGCCGGGGCGUGUCCACCAACAGCCUGUUCAUAUACGAUGACUCUGAGGACGACGACGACGAGGUGGGCUAUGCUGACCCCGUCCAAGAUGAUCUCUACGCACGCAAGAUGGGCAUCAAACCCCAGCCUGCCGGCAAUGAAUCUCAUGACAAGUUCUUACCAAAGUUCUGGACCCCCGAGGAAGAUAUUCACAUACAGAGGAUCAAACUGGGCUCUCAGAGGAGACCCUGGUACAAGAAGAUGCAAGGCUUCAGCCACCAGAAGUCGGGCUCUUCGUCAGACGACUCAGACUGUGAGAUCAGCCCUUGGCUCUCCUCUGCCCCCUCCCCCUCUGGCACCUCCCCCUCUCACUCCCACACACACGAGGCCUCGGCUCACACCACCCUCGUUGUGGGGAAAAGUCCUCAUACCCAAGCACACACUCCCCCACUGCUCCCCAAGAUACAGUCCCCUCUAUUAGAGGCCCCCCCUCUGGUGUUCGCCCCGGUGGACCCCGCCUCGGGUCCCAGAUUGGUGAAAUGUGAGAGGUGGCCCCUCCGGGGACGCCAAGACCCCCGAGAGCCCCCGGACCCCAUUGACUAUGAGAGCAUUUUCCCAGACUUGGAGAAUGAUGACAUGUUUGCCAGGCGAACCCUGGCCUUCCAGUCCAACACAGACUUGGCAAUGAUGAAGACUCAGCUGCCCACUAGCCGUCGUCUCUACACGUCUGAGCCGCAGCUCAACAUCGUCACCCAGCGACACGGCCACGGCAGCACCGAGGAGUUCCCUGACAUCGAGCAGGACGAUGUGGUUUAUCGUAAGGAGAAAACCCAGCAGGCUCAGCAACAACGGCCCCUCUCAGGAGCCCCUGACAACUAUGCCCCUAUGCCCAUCCCAGAACCAUGGGCUCUGCCUCCUGAUCUGAAGGCCCGACUCCUGUGCCCCCCUUGUCCCCUGACCCAGGGGGCAGCAGCAAAUCAACGGAAUCAGGUCGAUGAGGGAAUGCGUCCUAAAACCGACGACAUGCUUGUCAGGAAACUUGGAGUUUGUUCUCAGGAGAGCCAGAGCUCACUGAGAGGCCCCUCAGCCAAUCAGAUGACGCCCUCAGUGCCCUCUUCCUGCAGCGAAGGUGACCUGCAGAGAUGGCAGGCUAUCAGGGAAGCUAGUCAACUGAGGUAUAAAAAGAGGCUCAUGGUGGAGAGGCUGGUUGCCCUGAAGCUGUAAAAGCAGAUUGCUGUAACAGUGCCUGUUAUUUUCUCCUUACUUUGUGGACCUUUUCUGCCACCUUCUGUGCUUUUAUUGUUUCUGUGAAAACUCAUAAGUGCCAUUUCAGUCUUGAAAUAUUUUCUGUGCGACGGUGAAGUGGCCUUGACUGCUUGUCGAUCCAACUUGUAAAUGACUGGUGGAAAGAUCACAGAUGGGUGUUGUAUUCAAUUCAGCUCUUCUUUAUGAAAACUAAUAGUAGGUGCCUUCAACACUCACAGAGCUUUUUCUUGUUUUAAAUGUUUCCUUUAAUGUUACCGCCUGUUACCUUUUCCAGGAAGAUGAAUAACUGUAAUGAAAGGCCCCAUGACAUUAAAGGGCCAUUGGUUAUGGCUUCCUGCAUGGUGGCAAUAUUUUUAAUUUUACACAUGAAUGCUGAGUGGAUGGCCAGAGUGUAAACUGAAUCUCCUGCUGCUGUGUUUUUGAAGUGUGGUUUCUGAACAUCAUGAGCACUGUUAAACAGACCCAAAGCCUUCAUUUUAUCUUUGGUUUUGUUUACCUAUUAGACAGAUGUUUGCCUGUGAAUGGAAAAGCUAAAUAAAGGAAAUAAGAGACCUUGUGAUGGGAUGCGUUGCACCGGCCAUUUGUUGACCUCACCUUACACCUGCAGUAACAUGGAUCUGACCACACUACAAUGUUGUUUUCCUCAGCAGAGGGAACUUCACACUGACAUGCAAAGCUGAAAGUGCAGCAGCAUGAGAGCGCGGAAAGGUUCCAGCUUGAGUCACAUCCAAACAUCCUGAACGCACUGACAGAGCCGAGCAGGGCUAUUAAAUGCGCCUGUCGAGCCGACAUGAAAGCCUAUAGAAAUUCCCCACAGCUCUGAAAGAAGAUGCGACUUGCGGACUCCAUAGUAACCUGAACACAAAUCUGCACUGCAGUGUUUGCACGUGAAUCGACACACGCACACACAAGCACGCACAAAGCAACCAUUUAACCUGGGUCAAGGCCAUCUGGAUUUACUUCACUUCCAUAUGUAAAGCCAUGUUUCCAGUGACAUCAUGCGGCAGUCUUCAUAAAGGCAGCAUUGUUUAGAGAAAGAUGCGUGUCUACACACCUCCCCCAGCCAAAUGUCAGUAAAAAGGAGAGGUGAUACUGUGCUGCAAGCCUACUUUAUACAUACCUUAAACUCUCAUCUCUUCAGUGUAUUAAGUGAAAACCAGCAGAGUCAUGUUUUAGCUGGGGUUACACACAUUUGAAGCCCAUCAGCUGGGGAAGAGCUGGUGUCAGAGUCCCUAAUUGGCCUCAAGCGCAGACUCACUGUCAAAGACCCUCCUGCAGGAAUGUGACUUUGUUGUCUGUGGUUCUCUCUGGU
This is a messenger RNA of Chelmon rostratus (copperband butterflyfish), 2919 nucleotides long. RefSeq names its product LIM domain only protein 7-like. Gene Ontology annotation, biological process: regulation of signaling; regulation of cell adhesion. The coding region runs from base 252 to 1565 and encodes 437 amino acids. The transcript is spliced from 3 exons. NCBI's taxonomy places the organism in Eukaryota, Metazoa, Chordata, Actinopteri, Chaetodontiformes, Chaetodontidae. The record is from RefSeq and is a predicted model, not a curated record.